Molecule: messenger RNA, 2327 nt
Organism: Lottia gigantea (owl limpet)
Lineage: Eukaryota; Metazoa; Mollusca; Gastropoda; Lottiidae
Exons: 14
Coding region: 1-1167 (388 amino acids)
Biological process (GO): intracellular signal transduction; cell surface receptor protein tyrosine kinase signaling pathway
Source: RefSeq, a predicted model, not a curated record
AUGCCUUUAGUAUCAUCAUUAAAAGCAGCAUUAUUAGAAUUCCAAGCUAGUCGAAGUCAUUCACCAACUCGCUUCCAACAGGACUCUACAGAUCAAGCACCAGAUUCUGAAGCAGGUUAUUUAAGGCCUGUAUAUAAGACAGAACCUGAAGCAGGACCACAAAGACCUCCAGCAAGUACACCUGUACAGAGACCACCAAAACCUAUACCACCACCUACUGCUGCACCUCUACUACCUGGUCAAAAAAUUCCUACAGUAAAGAGCAAAAAAAGCAUUCCAAAACCUCCAGUAGUUGAUGAAUAUUAUGAAGAUCCUGAUAAACAAACACAAAGUAAACCAAGACGUGCCCCUCCACCUCCACCACCAGAUUCUCCAGAUUUUGUUGAACAAGAGUACUUAAAUUUGGAUCAAAUUGAAGCUGAUAGGAAAAGAAGAAGUUCAAUACCAAAAAUAAAUCCUCCACCAAUACCAGCAAGUGAUGAUGGUUAUAUCAAAUAUAACCCAAAUAAUCAAGAUGUUUAUAUAGAUCCAGAUGAAGAUGAGGCAAAACCAACAUUUCAUAAUGGCAAUAGACCUCCAUUACCAAGCAUCCCUACAGCUAAAGAGACAAAGAGUGCAGGUCGUAAGACCUUUUUACCACCAGUCCCAAUUUCAGCAUCUUCAUCCAGAAAAAAAUCUCAGCCAGACACACCAACCAGGAAGACUUCUCAGACAGACACACAAACCAGGAAGACUUCUCAGACAGACACACCAACCAGGAAAACUUCUCAGCCAGACACACCAACCGUGAAGAUUUCACAGCCUGAUCAAGGGGAUAGAAUGGGUAUUUUUGAAUGGUAUCAUAAUGAUUUAGAAAGAGCUAUAGCAGAAAGUAGACUGAAAAAUUAUAAACAUGAUGGUAUGUUCCUGGUUCGUAAGAGUUUAAAAGGUGGACAAGUUCAUCCAUAUACAUUAAUGGUAUUUUAUAAUGCAAAAGUCUUUAAUUUUCCUGUGAGAAAACGAGAUUCUGAUGGUAAAUUUGCUUUAGGUAAAAAGGACUCUCCAGAUGACGUAGCAUUUGACACAGUAGAUGCCUUAAUCCAGAAUCACCAAAAAGUGAACAUGAUUCUUCAAGGUACUAAAGGACAAGGCUUGACUGCCAAAUUAACCAAACCAUUACCCAAAUAAAUCUCAUCUGUGAUGUCUACAUCAAAUACCCAAACUUUCUUACAUGGUUUGUACCUUCUUGGUCUUUCUGUUCAUCAUUAGUAGUAUGGGACCAGUACAUAGGAAUGGUUUUUUGACAGUGGCUGCCAAUCAUAGUUGUCAGGCGUAUCCAAUGGCUAUUUGACAGUGGCUGCCAAUCAUAGUUGCCAGGCGUAUCCAAUGGUUACUUGACAUGGUUUGUUCCUUCUUGGUCUUUCUGUUCAUCAUUAGUAGUAUGGAACCAGUACGUAGGAAUGGUUUUUUGACAGUGGCUGCCAAUCAUAGUUGUCAGGCGUAUCCACUGGCUAUUUGACAGUGGCUGCCAAUCAUAGUUGCCAGGUGUAUCCAAUGGUUACAGCUAACAUGUUUAAAAUUUGUAUAGCAGUGUAUUGAGAGAGGCAAUUUGAUUACAACAAUGGUUUAUGGCAGAUUCAAAUAUUGUUUUAUAUUUUAUUUUGUCUCGCUAUAAAAAAUGUAUAAUUGUAUAUUCAAAAACAUAGUCCUUGUGCCAAAAUAUAUUUUGCUGAAGUUAAAAUUAACAUCAUUAUGUUAUAUAUUUGUAAACUUAGCUAAUUCAGAUUUAUACUACAUGACACGAUUUGAUUGGUUAAUAACAAUGUCAUCAGAACGGGACAGUGGUAGAAUACUUUUAAGAUCACAAUGCAGAGGCUAAAAAACAGAAAAUUAAAAGAAAAGAAUUCUAAUUUAAUUUGAAUUAGAUAGAGCCCUUUGUACAGCAUCACAAUUUUUGAAACUUUUUAUUAGAGGUUUGAUCAUCAUUAUUUUUGUUUGUCUUCAAGACAUUGUCUUAUAGCUUCCACGUGCACAAAAUCUCUAGAAAAUGUGUUAAAGUGUCCCAGUUUACACUAAAGGGCUAGAAAAUCCUUGAUUUGAAAACUAUUCUUGAUACAAAUUAUAAAGCAUAGAACACCCAGACUGUAUGAUAAUGACCUAGUAAUUUAUUUGGAAUUCAUAUUUUUCUAUUAUUUUCUUCUAUUUUAUUAUUAUUUUAGAACAAAUUUUAUUUGCAUGUUAAAGGGACAGAUGCGCCAUUUUUUUAGACCAAUCAUACUUUAGUCUCAUAAUUUCGACAUCACUGUCUGUUUCAUUUGCCAUUUAAAGGGAUAGAUGGGCCAUUUUUU